CUGAGUUGUGGUCAUGUGCUGUGUUAAGUGAUUUUUUUUUUACAAUGGAGCAACUUAUUCGAAGAAUGUUAUUAUGUAGAAUUCCUUACAAAGGACGAAGGAUGUUAUUGAAUUGUUGAAUUAAUAAUAGAAGUCCUUCCACACUAGAGUACACAGGACGAAAAUAUUUUUUUUUUGCUAUUGAGCACCAACCGGUUUGCACAUUAUAACGAUGGGCGUAGCCGAAGAUUUUGCUCCUAGCUUCACGCAGAAGCCACAACUGCGACAAGAAGACGAAGGAAACAGAUUGAUAUUUGAAUGUCGACUGUUGGGAUGUCCCAAGCCAGAAAUUACAUGGUUCCGGGGUGAGACUCAGCUGGCCGAAGACCACCGGACUGUAAUGAAAAUCCAGGCAGUAGCUACCAACACGUAUGUAGUAAUUCUUGAGCUGGAUGAUGUAAUCGAAAUGGACGCUGGCCUUUAUAAGGUCAAAGCAAAAAAUAAAAUGGGUGAAGUGGCAGCAUCGAUCAAUUUGAAUUUCAGCCCGGUUGACGAACCUCAUGAAAAACAAAUAGAUGGACUGGCCCCAACAUUUUCAAAAAAGCCAUCGAUUAAACAAGAAGACGAUGGUAAGAGACUUUUAUUCGAGUGUAUUAUUCAAGCUGAUCCAAAACCAUCAAUUACAUGGAUUCACGGUGGAAAACCAGUGAUCGAUUCUCCUAGACAUAAACAAUAUGUAGAUAAAGAUGGACAUUCCUAUUUAGCAACUCUAGAAAUAAGAAACGUCACUGUUGAAGAUGCUGGAAAAUAUAAAGUUACAGCGAAGAAUGAGUUGGGUGAAAGUAAUGCGACAAUUAGUCUUAAUUUUGACAGUGACGAAGCACCUGUACCUGAAGAUGGGAUAAAGCCCACAUUUACUGAAAGACCUAUAAUUACACAGACUGAAGAUAGUAGAAACGUUAUUAUAGAAUGUCGUCUUGUGGGAGAUCCAAAACCAACGGUUCAGUGGUACCACGGUAAAAAUAUUGUGAAGGGUAGUAAGUAUUCCUCGUCAUUAAAUGUAGAUCAAAAGCUAUAUUACUUGGCAAAAUUAGAAAUAAAUAAUACAGAAGAAACAGAUAGUGGGGAAUACAGAGCCGAGGCAAUCAAUGUGCAUGGAAAAUGUGUCGCUAAUGUAAAUCUGAAUUUAAAUGAUGAUAAUAAAGGUCAUCUUAAAAUUCCAGAAGGAAAACAACCAAGGUUUCCUAAGAAGCCAGUGAUACAUCAAGAGGGGGAUGUUUUAGUAAUGGAGUGUGAGCUGGAAGCUAAUCCCAUCCCAGAAAUAAACUGGUAUCAAGCAUCUAAAUUAAUAUUAGAUACAGGACGGAUUAGAAUGUCAAAAAAGACAAUUGGCAAAGACAUGUAUUUACUUAGAUUAGAAAUCACAAAUCCCACCAAAGAAGAUGGUGGAAAUUAUCGUUGUAAUGCUUGUAAUAUAUUUGGUGAAAGCAAUGCAAAUAUAUCAUUGAAUUUCCAAGGUGGUGAUAGUAGUUCUGGAUUUGCGCCAUCGUUUAUCGAAAAACCUCGAAUAAUUCCAAAUGAAUCUGGAACACUAAUUACACUCCGGUGCAAUUGCACAGCUAAUCCUAAGCCAGAAGUUGAGUGGUAUAAAGGAACGAAGCUUGUCACGGAGACAUCGAAAAUUUCUAUGAAAGUUACCGGGAAAGAAAACAUAUACGAAAUACUUUUAUUGAUACAAGAUCCAAUUGGUCCGGAUAGUGGCACUUAUAGAUGUCACGUGAAAAAUGAACAUGGUGAGAGCAAUGCAAACUUAAAUCUUAACAUUGAAACCGAUCCUGAACCAGAAGGUGAACCUCCUACAUUCUUAAUUAAACCAAGAAUACAGUCCAAAAACAACGGUAAACUAGUUGUUAUGGAUUGCACUGUAAAGGCAAGUCCCAAACCAGAAGUCGUCUGGUACCUUGAUGGUAAGAUAUUGAACCAAUCUUCGAAACUUUCUUGGAGAGUCGAAGAAAAAGGGGAUUCUUACUACAUAUGCCUGGAAUUAAAGAAUCCAGGUAAAGAAGACACGGGGUUGUAUAAAUGCAGUAUAAAAAACGGGAAUGGUGAACUGAAUGCAAAUCUGACACUCAAUAUUGAAAUAAUACCGGUGAUCAAAGAAGUCCCACGUGUUGUCACAAUAUCAAAAACUAAAAACGUUGUCAUUGAGUGUCGCAUCCAGUCCAUUUUCGAACCCCAGUGCACAUGGAAAAAAGACAACACUGUGAUCAAAGACAACGUUACAAGACAAACGAAAAUCGAACGCGUUAAUGAUGGAGAGUAUUUGGUAAAAUUAGAAGUGAAAAAUGCAACUUCCAGCGAUAAGGGUAUUUACAAUUUGAUCGCUAAAAACGAAAAAGGUGAAGUAGUAUCUAGUCCUAUUGAAGUAAAAGAAGUUGUAGAAGAAAAAGUAGAAAAACCAUCUAUUGAUGAGAAACUUAAAUCAAUCCCAAGUCGAGUACCAGAAAUCAAGGCGCCUGAAAUGCCCAAAAUCGAAGUUAUUCGUGAACAAACGCCAACCGAUAGCAGAAAAAACUCACUGGGUCCAAGUUCUGGUUCUGGACAAUCAAGCCGUAGAGGUUCCCUAAUUCCUCCACCAGAGGACAACAAAGGCCGCCGCCCGAGUUUGAUAAUCAGCGACGAGGAAAAUAGAAAAUUACGGCCCGGAGAGGUCCUGGAAGAAAAAAAGGUUGGAAAAUUGCGGCCUGGUCAGGUUAUUGAUGAAAAGCGUCGUAGACCAAGCACAGAAAUGAGAAGACCUAGCAUAGCAGAACUUGAAGAAAAGAUUGAUAAACCCUCAACACCAUUAAAAGAUUUAGGUGCACCAGGACCACCAAGCAUCGUAGAUGUUGCUGAAAGUUACUCAGCUAUUGAAGAUCAGACUGGAUAUAUAACUAUACAAGUGGAAGGCACACCUGCUCCUACAUUCAAAUUUUUCAAAGGAAUAACCGAGCUUAUUGAGGGAGGACGAUUCAAAUUCAUUACUGAUGGAGAAACAAAUACAAUAACAUUGUGUAUGCGUAAAGUAAAGCCAAAUGAUGAAGGAAAGUACCAGGUAAUUGUGACCAACAUUCACGGGUCAGACACUGCAGAAAUGCAACUAUACGUAUCAGAUUCUAGUGGUAUGGACUUCAGAGCUAUGUUAAAGAAAAGAAAAUAUGCAAAGUGGGGGAAAGACAAAGACGAUCCAGAAUGGGGAGAAUUAAAAGAAACAGAAAUACCUGUACCUGCAUUAAAAAAAGUGGAAAGGAAACCAGAAUCGUUUUUGAAACCAUUAGUUGAUCAAUAUGCCAAAGAAGGAAAAGACAAAAAAGUUACAUUUGAAGGAGUAUUUUCAAAACCUAAUUCUAAACCUAAAUGGUUUCUUCGAAAAGACGAAUUAUUUACCGGAUCUAAGUACAAAUUCAAAAACGAAGGUGACGUGUAUCAAUUGAUUAUAAUGGGACCAAAAGUAGAAGAUACUGGAAAAUAUACAAUUGAAAUAGGAGGCGUUACUUCAACAGCUUAUCUUAAUGUUGAAGAACCUGCACCAGUUUAUACGUUUUUGCGACCACUUGAAUCCACCACUAAUGGUUAUACAAAACACGAAACCAGCAUGGAAUGUACAGUUAGUAGUAGUAUGGCUAUUAUUGGUUGGUAUAAAGAAAAAACUAAAUUAGCUGACGGUGAUAAAUAUAGUAUAUCAAAAGAUAUGAGUGGAAUUUGUCGGUUAACAAUAAAAAAUUGUGAGUUGAAUGAUAGUGGAAAAUAUUACUGUCGAAUUGAAAAGCAAGAUGAUAAAACGUCAUCAACUGUUAAAAUAGUUGAAUAUCCAUAUAAAUUCGUAAAAGUAUUAAAACACCAACAAAUGGUUGAAAAAGAUACUGUAACAUUAAUAUGCGAGUUAGAUGACGCGGCAGGUGAUGUUAAGUGGUCUAAAAAUGGGCAAGAGCUUAAAGCUGAUAAGAGAAUUCGAAUAGUAAAAGAAGGUAGAAAAAGAAAACUGAUAAUUAACGACGCUAAAGUUACUGAUGGUGGUCUAUUUUCCUGUGCAACAAAUGCUGAUAAAACUGAAGCAGAACUAGUUAUAAAAUACUUAAAUAAAUUUAACAAAAAACUUAAGGAUACUGUUGGAAUCGAGAGAGAAAAAGUUGUGUUAGAAGUAGAGUUACAGGAUCAAACAGCUCCCACUGAAUGGUUUUUCGAUGAUCAACCAAUUACAUCUUCAGAAAGAAUUGAAAUCAAAAAUUUGGGUGGUGGUAAACAUCAAUUAAUAUUUAAUAAAUUGGAACUGAAAGACGCUGGUACAAUUACGUGUAAAUCAAACGAACUUACCUCUAUUUGCCUAUUAGAGGUAAAGAAAGGAGAAGAAAAACCUGUAAUUUUGUUUGAUGAGAAUGUAGAAGGCCCCGUAUCACGUCCAAUAAGCUUUGAAGUUCCUUAUAAAGUAAAUGGAACACGACAAUCUGCCAUUGAUGCAAAAAUUUUGAAAGAUGGCAAGCCAUUAACUGCAAAAGAUGUAGAGGCAAUUAUUCAUGAUGAUAAAAUUAUAUUUAAUAUAAAAAAACCAGCGCAUGCUCUUACUGGAAAUUAUCAAAUCAAAUUGAAAAAUGACCAAGGAGAAGACACCAAAGAUGUUCAUAUUAACAUGCAAGAUGUUCCGACACCACCACGAAAUUUGGAAGUAUCUGAUAUUUUUAAAACCAGUUGUAAAAUUAAAUGGGAAUCUUCGGAAGACAAUGGAGGAUCUCCUAUACUUCAUUACGUUAUUGAAAGACAAGAUUUAGCUCUAAAAGGAGGAUGGCAGAAUGUUGGAGAGGUAAAAGCAGAUUCUCCUUUAGUUUUGGAUGUGACAGAUUUAACUACAAAAAAAGAAUAUAAAUUCCGCGUAAAAGCUGUAUCAAAAAUUGGAGCGUCUGAACCUACACCCCUAGCCAAAACAGUUUUAGCAAAGGAUCCAUGGGACGAACCCGGUAAACCAAAUGAUGUAGAAUUAGUUGACUGGGAUAAAGACCAUGCUGAUUUAAAAUGGACCAAACCUGUUAAUGACGGAGGAGCUCCGAUUACAGGAUAUAUUAUUGAGUACAAAGAAAAGUUCGGAAAAGAUUGGGUAAAAGGUAAAGUAUUUGAAGGAGAUAUUACUUCAGCUACAAUAGAUGGUUUAAAAGAAGGAACCCAGUAUGAAUUCCGAGUACGAGCAAUAAAUAAAGCUGGUCCAGGUGAACCUAGUGAAGCAACAAAACCAAUUAUUGCAAAAUCAAGAUUUGUUAAACCAUGGAUUAUCGGAGAUGAUUUGAAAAAUAUAAUUGUUAAAAAAGGACAAGUAAUUAAAUACGAUAUAAAAUAUGGAGGUGAACCAGAACCUGAAGUUAUCUGGAAACUAAAUGAAACUGAAAUCCAACAUGAUGGUGAUAGAAUUACUAUUGAUAAAUAUGAACGUAAUACAUUAUUAACAAUUCGAAGAGCUACAAGGAUUGAUAGUGGAAAAUAUACUUUAAUACUAAAAAAUAGCUCUGGAACUGCCGAAAAAAGUGCUGAAGUGAUUGUUUUAGACAAACCGCUCAAACCUACCGGACCUUUAAAAGUUGAAGAAGUAAGAGCUGAUCAUAUAACCGUUUCUUGGAAAAAACCACAAGAUAACGGGGGUUCAGAAAUAACUGGUUAUAUCGUAGAAAAAAUGGACAUGGACUCUGGUCGUUGGGUUGCAGCUGGCGAAACUGGUCCAUCAAAAGAAGCGUUUACGCUCACUAAUUUAACUCCAAAAAAGAAGUAUAAGAUUCGAGUUAAAGCUGUUAAUAAAGAAGGAGAGUCAGAACCUUUAGAAACUACUGAGGAAAUUUUAGCUAAAAACCCAUACGAUGAGCCAGGUGAACCAGGAAAACCAGAAAUCAUCGAUUAUGACAAUAAGAGUGUUACCUUAAAAUGGAAAAAGCCAGAAUCUGACGGUGGAAGACCAAUUACACACUAUUUAGUUGAAAUGAAAGAUAAGUUUGCAUUGGAAUGGAGUGAAGUGACUAAAACACUCGAUAAUAAUCCUGAAGUUAAGGUAGAGGGUUUAAAAGAAAAAAUGGUUUACGAAUUCCGAGUAAGAGCUGUAAAUAAAGCUGGAGCGGGAGUACCGAGUAAACCUACAAAUCCACACAUUUGCAAACACAGAAACUUAAAACCAAGAAUUGACAAAGAAGGUAUGAAAAAUAUUACAAUCAAAGCGGGUAGAAAUCAAAAGUGGGUUGUUGAUGUGUCUGGAGAGCCAGCACCAACACUUACAUGGGUAUUGAAGAACCAAACGGUAGUUAAUAAUGACAGAAUAAAAAUCGAAAACAUCGAUUAUCAAACAACAUUCACAAUAACUGGCGCCAUUCGUAAAGAUACAGGCGUUUAUACACUGGUAGCUGAAAAUGCUUCUGGUAAAGAUGAAGCGACUCUAGAGUUCACGGUCUUAGGUAAACCUGAUUCACCAAAAGGACCACUUGAAGUAACUGAUAUCACCAAAAAGAGUUGUAAAAUUAAAUGGAAGAAACCGGAAGAUGACGGUGGUUGUCCAAUCACAGAAUAUGAAGUAGAAAAAAUGGAUCUGGCCACAGGAAAAUGGGUGAGAGUAUGUAAAGUGCCAGCUAAAGAUAGUACCAAAGAACCUGAAGUUGAAAUAUCUAAUUUGGAACCGGGUCAUGAAUAUAAGUUCCGAGUGACAGCUGUAAAUAAAGAAGGAGAUUCUGAACCUCUCACAACGACCAAAUCUAUAAUUGCCAAAAAUCCAUUUGAUGAACCAUCCAAGCCUAAUACUCCUGAAAUUAUUGAUUAUGAUAACCAAAGUGUUACGUUAAAAUGGACGGCUCCAGAAAAAGAUGGUGGUUCUCCUAUUGAAAAAUAUUUCAUAGAAAAAAAAGACAGGUUCAGUCAAGAAUGGGAGUUUGCUAUUGAAGUUCCAGCUACUGAGUUAAAAGCCAAAGUACCUGAAUUAAAAGAAAAAUCAGAGCUCCAAUUCCGAAUUACUGCUGUAAAUAAAGCUGGACCGUCACCUGCAUCGGACCCUACAAAAAUUCAUAUUGUUAAACAUAAAUCAUUGAAACCAAGAAUUGAUCGCACCAAUUUAAAAAAUAUUGUAGUUAGAGGUGGAAAAACAGUAAAAUACGAUGUCAAUAUUAAAGGUGAACCAGCACCAACUGUCAAAUGGCAGCUUGUUAACAAAGAGACUGAUGAACUUAUAAGAGAUGUCAUAUCGGAAGGCAAUGUUCAAAUCGUAAAUGUACCAUACAAUACCAAAAUUACUUUGUCAGAUACGGGACGUAAAGAUUCCGGUUUAUAUAAAGUUAUUGCUGAAAACGAAUUUGGCAAGGACGAAGCUACUGUUGAAGUGACUGUCCUAUGUCCUCCAACAAGACCUCAAGGUCCUCUUAAAGUGAAAGAUGUUACAAGUAGUGGUGCUAAAGUCAAAUGGGACAAACCAAAGGACGAUGGUGGAAAACCUGUAACAGCAUACGUAGUUGAAAAAAUGGAUGCUCAAACCGGACGCUGGAUUCCAGUUGGUCGCACACAAGAACCAGAAAUGGAUAUUAAAGGUUUGCAAGAAGGUCAUGAGUAUUCGUUUAGGGUAAAAGCUUUGAACGAGGAAGGUGAAUCCGAAGCAUUAGAAAGCGAUGGUAGUAUUGUUUCCAAGAAUCCAUAUGAAAUCCCCGGUAAACCUGGAACACCAAAAAUUACUGAUUGGGAUGUUGAUAAGGUAGAAUUAACGUGGACAGAACCAAAACACGAUGGUGGAGCACCAAUAACUGGAUAUGUUAUUGAGAAAAAAGAAAAAUUAUCUGCUGCCUGGGAAGAAAUUUUGACUACAAAAACACCGGCUUGUCAAACUACUGUAAAAAAUCUUAAAGAAGGAAAUCAAUAUCAAUUUAGGGUACGUGCUAUAAAUAAAGCAGGGCCUUCUGAACCAAGCGAUGCAACCAAAAUGCAUACUGCUAAAGCCAAGAAUUUAAAACCACUGAUCAAUCGUGAAAAAUUACAAAAGGUUGUCGUAAGAGUAGGUCAAGUUGUAAAAUUUGAUGUAGACGUACGUGGUGAACCUCCACCAACCAUGAUAUGGUCUUUUGGUAGUAAACCAUUGAUAAAUGGACGUUCAGUGAAAAUUGAAAAUGAAGAUUAUAAUACAAAAUUAAAUUUAUCUGAAAAUACAAGAAAAAAUACAGGAGUCUAUAGUUUACGAGCAGAGAAUGCUUCCGGUUUUGAUGAAGCUACUGUAGAAGUCGUUAUUUUGGAUAAACCUGGACCUCCAGUUGGUCCACUUGAAGUCACUGACGUACAUAAAGAAGGUUGUACAUUACAUUGGAAUAAGCCAAAAGAUGAUGGUGGAUUACCCAUUACUGGAUAUUUAGUUGAAAAAAUGGAUACCACAACUGGAAAAUGGGUACCUGCAGGAUUUGUCGAUCCAACAAAAACCGAACACAAAAUAAACGGUCUGGAACCGAAUAGAAAAUAUAAUUUCAGAGUAAAAGCAUUAAACGAAGAAGGAGAAUCCGAACCAUUAGAAUCGGAUGCUUCGAUACUUGCUAAAAAUCCUUAUGACACACCUGGUGCUCCAGGAUUACCAGAAGUUGUUGACUACGAUGAAAAUAUGGUAGAAUUAAAAUGGGAUGCACCAUUUAGAGAUGGUGGGGCUCCGAUAACAGGAUAUAUAAUCGAAAUGAAGAGCAAAUAUGAUAGUUCGUUCAUAAAAGCUGCUGAAGUUACUGGAAAUGUUUGUAAAGGCAAAAUUCCAAAAUUAGAAAACGGACAACAAUACCAAUUUCGAGUACGUGCUGUUAACAAAGCUGGUCCCGGUGAAGCUAGUGAAGAAUCUCUUCCUCAUAUUGUUAAAGCCAAAUUCAUGAAACCAAGAAUAGAUAGAACAAACUUACAAAGCUUAGUCAUGAAAGUUGGACAUACAAAAUUAGUUGACGUGAACAUAAGUGGAGAGCCUGUACCUACUGUCACGUGGUCAUUUAAAGACACUGAACUAACUACAGGAAAUUCGCUGGAAAUCAAUAACAUGGACUACAAUACAAAAUUAAUGAUCAUUAAGGCUAUGCGUGCUCAUAGUGGUGUAUAUACAAUUAAAGCUAAAAAUUCAGUCGGCGAAGACACAGCUACUUUUGAUAUAACUAUUUUAGGAAAACCAACGAAGCCAGGUGGUCCACUUGAAGUAACUGAUGUGACGAAAAAUGGUUGCAAACUAAAAUGGAAAAAGCCAGAAGAUGAUGGUGGCACGCCAAUAGAGUAUUAUGAAAUUGAAAAACUUGAUCCAUUAACUGGUCAAUGGAUACCAUGUGGUAAAUCUAACGAGCCAGAAGCCAAUAUAACUGGUUUACAAGAAGGUAAACAAUAUAAAUUCCGCGUGAGGGCAGUGAACAAAGAAGGAGAAUCAGAUGAUCUAGAAGCUGAUAAAUUUAUUGUAGCUAAAAAUCCAUUUGAUGAACCAAGUAAACCUGGUAAGCCAAAUCCAACAAAUUGGGAUAAGUCAUUUAUUGACCUUGAAUGGGAAGCCCCUGAUUCCGACGGGGGUGCACCGAUUGAAAGUUAUAUUGUUGAAAUGAGAGAUAAGGACGAGAGAAAUUGGGUUAAAGCUCUUGUUCUUCCAAAUAAACGCUCUGGUCGAGUGACGGAUGUUAUAGAGGGCCAUGAAUAUGAAUUCAGGGUGAUUGCAGUUAAUAAAGUUGGACCUAGUCAACCGAGUGAUAUUUCGAAAUCCGUUGUAGCUAAACCACGAUUUAUGGCACCUAAAAUUGAUCGAAAGAAUUUGGGAAAGAAAGAAAUUCGCAAAGGAAAAUUCUUGAAAUUUGAAGCAGAUGUUGAAGGGGAGCCUGCGCCAACUAUAUCAUGGACAUUUAACGGACAGACCAUAUUAUUUAAUGACAGAUUAACCAUAGAAAGUGAAGACUAUAAAACGACAUUUAUACUACAAAAAGCUAAACGCUCUGAUUCAGGAAUUUAUACAGUUACUGCAAAAAAUGAGUCUGGAACUGAUAAAGCAGAAGUUGAAAUUAUUGUUCUCACUGCUCCCACCAAACCUAAAGGGCCAUUGAAAGUGUCAGAAGUCACAGCAGAAGGAUGUGAACUAAAAUGGCAAAAACCUGAAGAUGAUGGAGGUGUUCCGAUAGAUCAUUAUAUUGUUGAACGUAUGGAUACUGAAAUGGGACGAUGGGUACCAGUUACCAUUUCGAAACUUCCUGAAGCCGAAGUUACUGGUUUACACGAGGGUAAAGAAUAUUUGUUCCGAGUAAAAGCAGUAAAUGCUGAAGGAGAAUCGGAACCCCUGGAAACUGACUUUGGAAUUGUAGCAAAGAAUCCGUAUAAUGAACCUGAUCGCCCUGGAAAACCUUAUGCUAAAGACUGGGAUAAGAGCAGCGUACAUUUGAAAUGGACACCUCCAGCAAACGAAAAUGGUGCUCCAGUUACAUCAUACAUUAUUGAAAAAAAAGAUCAAUACAGCUCUAAAUGGCAAAAGGCUGUAGAAUUAAUUGGAAACAAAUGUGAAGGAAGAAUACCAGAUCUUGCUGAAAAUAUGAAAUACACUUUCCGAGUAAUUGCAGUCAACAAAGGUGGAUUUAGUAAGCCGAGUGAACCCAGUGACCCAGUCAUUACAAAAGAUAGAAAUGUUGCACCAAUAAUUGACAGAAGCACGCUCAAGAAUUUGACUUUAAAAGCAGGACAGCAUGUGAAAAUUGAUGUAAAGAUUAGUGGAGAACCACCACCAACAAAAAUAUGGUAUCAUAACAAAGCACGUUUAGAAAGCAAAGAAAACUUUAAUGUAGAAUAUGAAGAUUAUAGAACUAAAAUUUCGAUAUCUGUGGCUGAUAGAUCACAUACUGGAGUAUACAUAAUUAAGGCCGAAAAUGACUCUGGCAAAGACGAAGCAACAUUUGACAUUACUGUGCUAGACAAGCCUGGAAAACCUGAGGGACCUAUUAAAAUAUCUGAUAUACACAAAGAAGGUGCUUCGUUAAAAUGGAAUCCACCCGAAGAUGAUGGAGGUGUUCCUUUGAGUCACUAUUUAGUCGAAAAAAUGGAUGCUGAAACGGGACGUUGGGUACCAGCAGGAAGAUGCAAAGAGCCAAAUUUAACUGUAUCUAACUUGAUACCGGGUCAAGAAUAUACAUUCCGUGUAUCAGCUGUAAAUUCUGAAGGAGAAUCUGAACCACUAGUAGCCGAUCAUUCAAUCAUAGCUAAAAAUCCAUUUGAUGAACCAAGUGCAACAACUGCACCUAAGAUUGUUGAUUGGGAUAAAGAUUUUGUUGAUUUAGAAUGGGAACCUCCUAUUAACGAUGGAGGAUCUCCAAUCACAGGUUAUGUAAUUGAAAAGCGAGAAAAGGGGACUUCACGGUGGAUUAAAGCUGGAGAAAUGAAAGAGCCUGUGACCAAAGGUCGAGCUGAAGAUUUGGAAGAAGGAAUCGAAUACGAAUUCAGAAUUCGAGCUGUAAACAAAGCUGGACAAGGUGAUCCAAGUCCACCAAGCCAAUCUAUAAUUACAAAACCUAGAAAGCUGGCCCCAAAAAUAGAUCGUCGUAAUCUUAAAUCUAUAACAAUCCGAGAAGGUGAACCAAUUUUAUAUGACGUUAAAGUAUCAGGAGAACCAGCACCAGAUGUAACUUGGUCAUUUAAUAAUGUUAUUAUUUCUACUAAUAGCAUUUAUCAAAUUGAUAAUGUGCCAUAUAAUAGCCGAUUUUAUCACUCAAAUCCAAUGCGUAGUGAUACAGGAAUUUAUAAAAUAAUAGCUUCUAAUAAAUACGGCGAAGACGAAGAAGAAGUCGAAGUGACGGUUAUUUCCAAACCAAGUAAACCUGAAGGACCAUUAGAAGUCUCAGAUGUACAUAAAGAUGGAUGCACUUUGAAAUGGAAAAAACCAAAAGAUGAUGGCGGUGAACCAUUAGAGGGAUACUUAGUGGAAAAAUUCGAUCCUGAUAAUGGAGUUUGGCUACCAGUAGGACGUACCAAAGAUCCAGAGAUGCAAGUUACUGGCUUAAUACCAGGACAUGAAUAUAGUUUCCGUGUUAAGGCUUUAAAUAGUCAAGGCGAAUCAGAACCUCUUGAAACAUUAUCUACUAUUAUCGCUAAAGACCCCUUCACCAACCCCGAAGCACCUGGAGCACCUGAUAUUAAUGAUUGGAGUCAAAAUCAUGCUGAUCUAGUAUGGAAAAAACCAUUUAGUGAUGGUGGUACACCAAUUACACAUUAUAUCAUCGAAAAAAAAGAUAAAUAUAGUGGAGUGUGGGAAAGAGCUGGAGAAACAAUCAAUGAACAACCCCAAGGAAUUGUUAAUGGUUUAGUUGAAGGUAACGAAUAUCAAUUCCGCAUAAUUGCCGUAAACAAAGCUGGUCAAAGUGAGCCUAGUAGGCCAUGUGCUAAUUUUAUAGCCAAACCACGUUACUUGGCUCCUCAUAUUGAUAGACGUAACCUUAUGGAUGUAAAACUAUCAGCUGGAUCAUCAUUGAAAUUAGAUGCUGUAAUAACGGGUGAGCCAGCCCCUCAUGUUGAUUGGAGAUGUGGUGCUAUGCCAUUAAAAUCCGAACCUCAUGUUAAUAUUGAAAUCGUAGACUAUUAUACGAAAUUAGUUAUUAGACCAGUAGGCCGUAAUAAUAGUGGUCAAUACACUGUUACUGCUGUAAAUAGUUCUGGAAAAGAUACUGCUGUUAUUAAUGUCAUAGUUACAGACAAACCUACGCCACCAGUUGGACCACUUCAAGUUUCUGAUAUACACAAAGAUGGCUGUAAAUUAAAUUGGAAAAGACCAGAAGAUGAUGGAGGUACUCCUAUUGAAUAUUAUUUAGUUGAAAAAUUUGAUACUCAAAAAGGCAGUUGGAUACCAUGUGGACGAUCACCAGAAACCGCUUUGGCGGUAACUGGGCUGACACCAGGUAAAGAAUAUAAAUUCCGCGUUACAGCUGUAAAUGCAGAAGGCGAAUCUGAUCCACUCCAAACUGAAAAAUCAAUCAUCGCUAAAAAUCCUUUUGAUGAGCCAGGUAAACCAGGUAACUUGGAAGUGACAGAUUGGGAUAAGAAUUUUGUUGACUUAAAAUGGAUUCCACCAAAAGAAGAUGGAGGAUCUCCCAUUACAGGCUAUUUAAUUGAGGUUAAAGAUAAAUCAGGAAUAUGGGAAAAAGCAUUGACAGUACCUGCUGAUAAAACAACGGCAACAGUGCCAAAUCUAGUUGAAGGUGAAUCUUAUGUAUUCCAAGUAAAAGCGAUAAAUGCAGCUGGUCCAGGUGAAGCAAGUGAUCCAACCAAUACGAUUGUUACUAAGCCUCGUAAUAUGGCACCACAUAUUGAUCGAACAAACUUAAACGAUAUUAAAAUCAAAGCAGGACAAACGAUUAGUUUUGACAUAAAAGUAACAGGCGAGCCGGUACCAAAAACCAAAUGGUUAAAGAAUCACAAAGAUAUACGAGUAGGCGAUGGUGUAAAGCAAACACAUGUCGAUUAUAAUACAAAACUAAUUAUUCGCAUGGCAACAAGAGAAGAUUCAGGGUCAUAUAUUAUAACAGCUGAAAAUAUAAAUGGCAAAGACACAGCGUACGCUGAAGUAACCGUUUUAGAUAAGCCAAGUGCACCAGAAGGACCGCUUAAAGUAUCCGAUGUACAUGGUGAAGGAUGCAAAUUAAGCUGGAAACCACCAGAAGACAAUGGUGGUCAACCAAUUGAAAAUUAUGUCAUAGAAAAGUUAGAUGAAGCUUUGGGUCGCUGGGUACCAGCUGGAGAAACUGAUGGUCCAGUAACUGACUUUGAAGUUACUGACCUAAUACCCGGACAUAAAUAUAAAUUCAGAGUAAAGGCAGUAAAUAAACAAGGAAAAUCAGAUCCAUUAACAGCUAACCAAAGCAUUGAAGCUAAAAAUCCAUUUGAUACUCCUAGUAAACCAUCAAAUCCCAUUAUCAAAGACUUUGACAGUGAUUUUGUUGAACUUGGUUGGGAUAAACCUAUGACUGAUGGAGGAUCACCAAUAACUGGUUACAUAAUUGAAAAAAAAGAUAAAUUCAGUCCAACCUGGGUUAAGGCUGCUGAAGUAACUGGUAAUGUAAACAGUGGAAUUGUUCCUGGUUUAACUGAAGGUAAUCAGUACGAAUUUAGGGUGCGUGCGGUAAAUAAAGCUGGCCCUGGUGAAGCGAGUGAACCAACAUUACCUCACCUUGCUAGACUCAAAAAGUUGGCGCCUCAUAUCGAUAGAAACACUCUAUCGGACAUAAAAGUGCGGGCCGGAAACAUGUUUGAAUUUGAUGUUAAAGUAUCUGGAGAACCUCCUCCAACUAAAGAAUGGUCUCUUAGAGGAGAUGUGCUCAUGAAAACUGAGAGCAUAAAUAUAAUAAAUCAAGAUUACUCAACAAAACUUAAAGUUAUUGAUGCAAAGCGUUCUGACGAUGGAAUUUAUUAUUUAGUAGCAAAAAAUAUUCACGGAAUGGACAAAGCUGCAGUCAAAGUUACAGUUAUAGAUGUACCACAACCACCUGAGGGACCUCUACAUCCAACCGAUGUGACAAGAAAUUCGUGUGUGUUAAAAUGGAAUCCACCAAAAGAUGACGGUGGAUCAGAAAUAACACACUACAUAGUUGAAAAAAUGGAUGCUGACACAUUAAGAUGGGUUCCAGUAGGUGACGCUGCUGGUACAACAAUGAGGAUUGAUCAUUUGAUCGAAGGUCACAACUAUAACUUCAGGGUUAAAGCUGUGAACAAAAUCGGGGAGUCUUUACCGUUAACUACAUUUGAUAGUAUAACAGCCAAAGACCCAUACGGAAAGCCAGAUAAACCAGGCACGCCUCAAGCAACUGAUUGGGGAAGAAAUUUUGUUGAUCUUCAAUGGACUCCACCAAAGAAAGAUGGUGGAUCUGAAAUUCUAUCUUACAUUAUCGAAAAACGAGAAAAAUACGGUCCUUGGGAGAAAGCUGCAACAGUAAAUGGAAAUAAAACCAAGGCCUCUGUUCCGGAUCUUACCGAAGGCCAUGAAUACGAAUUCCGAGUUAUUGCUGUAAAUAAAGGUGGCCCUGGUGACCCCAGUGAUUCAUCUGAAGUAAUAACAUGUAAACCGAAAUUCCUUGAACCAGUAAUAGAUACUACAUUCUUGCCUGAUUUGAUUGUACGCGCCGGUAAUAAAAUAAACUAUACUGUUCCAAUUGAGGCAGCACCUAGACCAACAGUGAAAUGGAGUGUUAAUGAAGUGCCAGUUGAUAGUGGCUCUAGAGUGGAUAUACAAAUUUAUAACAGCCAAGUUAUAUUUGAAAUACCAUUUUCAGUACGGAAUGACACUGGCCGUUACACAUUAACAUUAGAAAAUAACAUGGGAAAAUGUUCAGCUUCUGCUCAUGUCACUGUAUUAGAUCGUCCAUCACCACCUGAGGGUCCAUUAGACGUGUCUAAUGUCAGAAAAGAUGGAUGCCGGUUGACAUGGAAAAUACCUGUUGACGAUGGCGGUGCUCCUAUUUUACACUACAUUAUUGAAAAAAUGGAUAUUUCCAGAGGAACGUGGUCCGAUGCUGGAAUGACAACAUCAUUAUACCACGAUAUUAUUAGAUUAAUUCACAAACGCGAAUAUUUAUUUAGAGUCAAAGCCGUAAACAGUAUUGGUGAAUCAGACGUUUUAGAAACUGAUAAAUCGAUAAUAGCAAGAAACGAAUUCGAUGAACCGGAUGCACCUGAAAAACCAGUGGUAACGAAUUGGGAUGAAAACUUUGUUGAGCUGCAGUGGGAACAACCAAAAACCGAUGGUGGAUCACCAGUGACUGAAUUUUCAAUACAAAAGAAAGAAAGAGGAAGCCCGUAUUGGGUAAAUGCCGUAACAGUUCCAGGCAAAGAAACAAAGGCAAUCAUUCCAGACUUAAUCAAAGGACAAGAAUACGAAUUUAGAGUUAUUGCUACAAAUAAAGCUGGACCUAGUCCUCCAAGUGAUCCUUCAGAUCCGAUUAUCGUGAAUAAUAGAUAUUUGAAACCAAAAAUAAAGACUCCCUUAAAAGAUAUUUUCAUAAGAGCUGGAACAGUUCUACACGUUGAUAUAGAUUUUAUUGGAGAACCACCUCCAGAAGUAACAUGGACGGUAAAUGGAUCAGAACUUAAACCAGAUAAUAGAACAACAAUAACCUCUAUUGGAUACCACACAAUCAUGAACAGAGUGAAUUCAAAACGAGUAGACUCUGGAACAUAUAAUUUAUUGCUCAAAAACAGUUCUGGAACUGACGAAGGGUCAUUUAAUGUUACUGUAUUAGAUAGACCUGGGCCACCUGACGGACCGCUUACAUAUGAAGAUAUUACCGCCAAUUCGGUAACGCUAUCUUGGAAAACACCAAAAGACAACGGUGGAAGUGAAAUUACAGCUUAUGUUAUUGAAAAACGAGAUUUAACUCAUGGAGGAGGUUGGGUACCAGCAGUUACAUAUAUAAACCCAGCGUUUACUUAUGCCACAGUUCCAAGGCUUAUCGAAGGAACUAGGUAUGAGUUCCGCGUUCGAGCUGAAAAUUUACAAGGAUUAUCCGAACCUUUAACUACAGCUGAACCAAUAGUUGCCAAAAAUCAAUUUGAUGUUCCUGGAAGACCGGGUAAACCCGAAGCCACUGAAGUGGACCAAGAACACAUUAAACUAAUGUGGACUCCACCUAUGAGUAAUGGAGGAUCGCCAAUUGUUGGGUAUGACAUAGAAAGAAGAGAGAGAUCUACAGCUGGUCGGUGGGCUAAAAUAACUAGAUCACCAAUAAAGACUACCGAGUAUGAUGAUACUCAUGUGCACGAAGGCAAACAGUAUGAGUAUCGCAUAAGUGCAGUCAAUGCUGCUGGUUCUAGUAAACCUAGUGAGACGUCAGAUGUAUACACUGCAAAAUUAACAAGAGAAAAACCAAAACUACAUUUAGAAGGCCUAAUGGGAGGCCGAAUAAAGGUUAGAGCUGGAGAGCCGAUCAACAUUAGCAUACCAAUUUCGGGUGCGCCAACUCCGCGCAUCGAGUGGGUCAUAAAUGGUGAAAAGCCUCCAGAAACUAACCGUAUACUUUCUGUUACUGGAAGUAACUUGACUAAACUUAGAGUUGACAAUUCUACUCGUAAAGAUGCCGGAAAAUAUACAAUAACCGCAUCAAAUUCGUCUGGAAAAGAUUCUGCAGACAUAUAUGUAUCAGUGGUAAGUUGUCCAAGUGCACCAAAGGGACCUUUGCAGUAUCCUGGUGCCACACAUGAUACUGUUACACUUGCAUGGAGACCUCCUGAAGAUGAUGGAGGAAACGACAUAACUGGAUAUAUCAUUGAAAUGUCCGAGUUUGGAAUGGAUAGUUGGAAAGUAGUUCCUGGCUUCUGUCCAAAUACUACAUUUACAGUUAAAGGUCUAAGUGAAGGAAAACGAUACGUGUUCAGAGUAAAGGCUGAAAAUAUGUACGGUGUUUCGGAACCUUUGGAAGGAAUUCCGAUUACAGCUAAGAGCCCAUUCGAUCCACCCGAUGCUCCGGGACAACCUGAAGUAACUAAUUACAGUCCAAACAGCUGUAGUCUUAGCUGGACUCCACCAAUAAACACAGGCGGAAGACCAAUAAGCGGAUACAUUAUUCAAAAGAGAGAAAGGGGUGGUGAUUGGGUUAAAUGUAAUAAUUUCCCAACUUCAAAUACUAGUUUCACUGCUCAAGAUCUUAGAGAAGGUAACCGUUAUGAAUUCCGUGUACUUGCAGUAAACGAAGCCGGUACAGGUAAACCUAGUAAGCCCAGUAAUCCAGUUACGGCUAAAGAACAAAAGAAAGUACCAGAAGCUCCUGAAGCACCAAAACCAGACAGAAUCACCAAAGAUAGUGUAGUAUUAUCUUGGAGACCACCAAGGUUUGACGGCGGCGCAAAAAUAAAAGAAUACGUUUUAGAACAAAAGAAGAAAGGUGAAUCCGAUUGGUCGGAAGUAAUAUGCCCAACUAUUUAUUCUACGUUAUGCACGGUUGGAAAUUUAAAAGAAGGUGAUGAAUACCAAUGGCGAGUUAUAGCUGUAAAUGAAGCAGGGCGAUCAAAACCCAGUCGACCAAGUGUAAAUGUUUUAGUUGAAGAACAACCUAAUAAGCCUUGUUUGGAUUUGUCUGGUGUUAGAGAUAUUACAGUGAAAGCUGGCGAUGACUUUUCUAUUCAUAUACCAUAUAUUGGAUUCCCAGUACCCACUGCAACUUGGUUCAAUAAUGAUCAAAUUAUAAAUGAUUCAGAUCCUAGAGUUCAUAUACAAUUGACAAGUAACUCUGUAAGCUUAGUUAUUAAAAACUCCCGACGAACAGAUGCUGGACAAUAUAGAUUACAACUACGAAACCAAUCUGGAUUUGACACGGCUACGUUACACGUGAGAGUUCUAGAUAGACCUAUGCCUCCUGAACACUUUUAUGCCGAUGAAUUAAACGGAGAUUCAUUGACAUUAUUCUGGCAUCCACCAUUGGAUAACGGCGGAGCUCCAGUUACCAACUACUUAGUAGAAAAGAAAGAAUUAAACUCAACAACCUGGCAAAAGGUCAGCAACUAUGUUGCAUCACAACAAUGUAAAGCUCGUAAUCUUAUUGUUGGAAAAACAUACCAGUUCCGUGUUAUGGCUGAAAAUAAAUAUGGUGUAUCUGACCCUGCUAUCACCGUUGAUCCAAUUACUGCAAGGCAUCCAUUUGAUGUGCCUGGCGCACCAGGAAUUCCAAAAGCUGUGGACACAUCAGAAGACUCAAUUACAAUUACAUGGGCCAAACCUAGAAAUGACGGCGGAUCACCAAUCACAGGCUACAUGAUAGAAAAACGAUUGAUAAGUGAAGAUAAAUGGACAAAAGCAUCACAUGCUAUAAUACUCGAUACCACAUUUAGAAUUCAUAAUUUAAUUGAAAAUCAUGAAUACGAGUUCAGGGUUUCCGCACUAAACACAGCUGGUCAAGGUCCAUGGAGUUCAUCUUCUGAUGCCAUAAGAUGUUGUCCACCUGCAUGUGCGCCAAAAAUAACGAGUGAUCUAAGUAUAAGAGACAUGACUGUAAUUGCUGGUGAAGAAUUUACUAUUACGGUUCCAUUCACUGGAAGUCCUUUACCAAAACCAGUAUGGAGUAUUAAUGGAGAAGAAGUUAUACCUGAUUCUAGAAUUAAAUUUGAAACAUCGUCAAAUGAAACAGUAUUUAAAAAUAAAUGCGCAAAACGUAAAACUGACACUGGUAAUUACACCAUUCACUUGGUCAACAAUAUUGGUGCCGAUUCCGCAUCUUGCAAAGUUCUUGUUGUUGACAAACCAUUACCGCCACAAGGACCUCUAGAAGUUAUGGAUUUAACUCCUGAAACCUGUUUAUUAUCUUGGAAGCCGCCUUUAGACGAUGGUGGCUCACCAAUCACAAAUUACAUAAUUGAAAAAUAUGAAACUUCAAGUGGUUUGUGGUCGAAACUAAGCAGUUUUGUUCGUCCAUGUCAUUAUGAUGUCAUUGGGUUAGAACCAAACAAAAAAUAUAACUUCCGUGUCCGAGCUGAAAAUCAAUAUGGAUUAUCAGAACCAAUUGAAAUGGAUUCUGUCAUAACAGCCAAAUUCCCAUUCACGGUACCCGAUCCACCGGGUCAUCCACAAAUUUUAGAAUGGGACGAAAUAAAAGCAACAUUAAUAUGGGAAAGACCCAUACAUGACGGAGGAGCGAAAAUUCAAGGAUACAAAAUCGAAUUCAAAGAUAUUACCGAAGGCGGAAAUUGGCGCACAGCAAAUGAUUAUGUUGUAAAGGAACCACUUUACGUUAUUCAUAAUCUGUUGAACGAACAUGAUUACGAAUUCCGUGUACUAGCUAAGAACGCUGCUGGUUUCAGUAAACCUUCUAUUCCUACACCGAACUUCCGAUUGAAAGGUAAAGCCAAGCCUCCGUCGAAACCAGGUACUCCUACGGUACUUAAAGUGGGUAGAACAUAUGCUGAUUUGAAAUGGGAUCCACCAAUGUCUGACGGUGGUAGCAAAAUCACUGGAUACUCAAUCGAAAAGAGACAAGUUGGAAAUUCUGUAUGGGUGAAAUGCAAUGAUUACUCUGUAUUUGAUUGUAACUUCACUGCUAUGAAUUUAAUCGAAGGCGCUGAUUAUGAGUUUAGAGUGUUUGCUUUAAAUAUAGUUGGUAAAAGUGAACCUAGCUUGUGUACCACACCAGUGAAAAUAUGCGAGUUUGAAGGUGGAGAAAAACCAGAAUUUAUUGUACCACUCACCAAUAAAGUCAUUCAAUUUGGCAAGACGACAACGUUGCGUUGUGAAGCUAUUGGAAAACCUAUGCCAAAUGCUAAAUGGUUAAAGAAUGGACGUGAAAUUAUAUCGGGUGGACGAUACAAAUGUGAAUCUGCCAACGGAGUUUUCCAAUUACAUUUCCCUGAAGUGUCAGAGAUUGAUGAUGGUGAUUAUACAUGUGAGUCAUAUAAUCCUGUAGGAUUCGUUACAACGUCUUCACGAGUUAAAAUUGGACAUCCACCCAAAAUUGAACGCAUGCCAAACUCAAUCAAUGUUCCUGAAGGAGAAAAUAGUAAAAUUAAAAUAUUCUACAGUGGUGAUUCUUUGGAAGAAGUUGUCUUAGAGAAAAAUGGAACAACUAUUCCCCAAAGUGAUCACUUUAAAUUUACCAUCUUUGAUGAUUAUGUAAUCAUAUUUUUAAAAGAAGCAAAGAAGAAUGAUGCUUCUGAUUACACAGUUACUCUUAAGAAUCUCAGUGGUAACGCCUCUGGAUCCUUUACCAUAAAUAUAUCUGGCUAUCCCGGACCACCAAUCGGACCUUUGGGAGUUUCAGAAAUAACUAAACAUACGUGUUCACUCUCGUGGAAUCCACCAAAAUAUGACGGAGGUCUUAAAAUAACUCAUUAUAUUGUUGAGCGCAAAGAUAUUACUUCAAACCAUUGGAUAUGUAUUUCUACCACGUGCAAAGAUACUCAUUUCCUCGUACAAGGUUUAACUGAAGGAAACGAAUACGUUUUCAGAAUUAUUGCUGUUAAUGACAAUGGACUUAGUCCUCCGUUAGAAGGAAAUAAUCCAAUUAAAGCUAAGCCACCAUAUGAUAAACCAUCGCCACCUGGAAUUCCCACUGUAACUGAGAUUGGUGGAGACUUUGUAAACCUUAGUUGGGAAAAACCAAUCGACGACGGUGGCUCAAGGAUUCAAGGAUAUUUGAUUGACAAACGUGAAAUUGACUCAGAAACAUGGCAGAGAGUAAAUGCCGCCAUUUGUGUUACUACACAAAUAAAUAUUUCAAAUCUUAUUGAAGGGCGCCAAUAUGUGUUCCGAGUUUUUGCACAAAAUGAAGCAGGUUUAAGUUUACCUAGCCAAGCAUCAAAUACAGUGACCAUAAAAGAUCCAUUAACUGCUCAACCUCCUGAAAUAAUCAAACCCCUUGGUAAAGUCCAAGCCAUUCAAAACCAAAAUGCUCAAUUUCAAUGUGUUAUUACUGGUGUUCCUAAGCCUACAAUUACUUGGUAUAAGGGAGCUCGGGAAAUUACACCAAGUGCCAGGCAUCAUAUGUUUAAUGAAGGAGACUCACAUACUCUUAUUAUAAAUGGUGUAUACGGUGCUGAUUCAGAUGAAUAUGUAUGUAGAGCUAGUAAUAAGGGUGGAAUUAAAUCAACUCGAGGAGAACUUUUGAUAAUGACACCUCCAAAAUUGAACGUACCACCUAGGUUCAGAGAUACAGCAUUCUUUGACAAAGGUGAAAAUGUAGUUAUUAAAAUUCCUUUCACUGGUUUCCCUAAGCCAAAGAUUAAAUGGUACCGUGAAAAUGAAGUAAUUGAGUCUGGAAGUCAUUUUGCUGUUGAAGUUUCUGAAAGGCAUGCUAUUUUAACAAUCAGAGAUGUUAGUAAGUAUGAUAGUUCUCCUUACAGAGUUGUAGCAGAAAAUGAUUUGGGAGUGGACAGCGCAAUUAUAAAAAUUCAAAUUAGUGAUCAUCCUGAUCCGCCAUUCAAUUUAUCAAUUGAAGAUAUUGGUCAAGAUUCACUUAUUCUAAACUGGAAUGCACCUACAUGGGAUGGUGGAUCUAAUAUUACAAACUACCUUAUUGAAAAGAGAGAAAUUCCUAUGAGUAGUUGGAUUCGUGUUGGGAAUACUCGAUUUACUUCAACAGCAGUGACUGGUCUAAGUCCAGGACAUGAAUAUGAAUUUAGAAUAUACGCUGAAAACGUAUAUGGUAGAAGUAAACCUAGUGAAGUAUCACCAAUAGUAAAAACAAAAGAAUUGUUGAAAAAACCACCAAAAACUAAACGAUACGAAGUUGAUGAAAAUGGUAAAAAAAUUAGAGGAAAAGCAGAUGGCAAUAUUAAAGAUUACGACCAAUACGUUUUUGACAUUUAUUCAAAAUAUAUACCACAGCCAGUGGACAUUAAGACACAGUCUGUAUACGAUUAUUACGACAUAUUAGAAGAAAUUGGAACUGGUGCAUUCGGAGUAGUACACCGUUGUCGGGAACGUAAAACUGGAAAUAUUUUUGCUGCCAAAUUUAUACCAGUAGCACAUAAUGUCGAAAAAGAAUUAAUUAAAAGAGAAAUUGAUAUAAUGAACCAACUUCAUCAUCCAAAAUUGAUCAAUUUACACGAUGCUUUCGAAGAUGAAGAUGAAAUGGUUUUAAUAUUCGAAUUUUUGUCCGGAGGAGAGCUAUUUGAGAGAAUCACAUCAGAAGGAUACUCAAUGUCCGAAGCAGAAGUGAUCAACUAUAUGCGACAGAUAUGUGAAGCUAUUAAGCAUAUGCACGAAAGAAAUAUUAUUCAUUUGGAUAUAAAACCAGAAAAUAUAAUGUGCCAAACAAAGAAGAGUUCGAAUGUAAAACUCAUCGAUUUCGGAUUGGCAACUAAGUUGGAUCCCAACGAGAUCGUUAAGAUAUCGACAGGAACUGCUGAGUUUGCAGCUCCAGAAAUAGUUGAAAGAGAACCAGUUGGUUUUUACACAGACAUGUGGGCUGUUGGUGUCUUAGCAUAUGUCCUUCUGAGUGGACUGUCGCCAUUCGCAGGAGAAAACGACGUGGAGACACUUAAAAACGUGAAAGCUUGUGACUGGGACUUCGAUGAAGAUACCUUUAACAUAGUUUCAGAUGAAGGAAAAGAUUUUAUCAGACGACUUUUGAUUAAAAACAAGGAAAAACGAAUGACAGCUCACGAAUGUUUAAUGCAUCCAUGGCUGAUGGGAGACCACUCCGAUCGUACAGCUACGCUCAACUCGUCAAAUUACACGAAAAUCAGAGAUCAAAUUCGCAAAAAAUACAGCGAUUGGGAUUCGUUUGCUCUACCUCUUGGAAGAAUAUCAGAAUACAGUGCUCUUAGAAAGCUUAUGGUAGAGAAAUAUAAAAUAUACGAAAGCUCGUUUGAUCGACGACAAGCAGCUCCGCGAUUCGUCAUCAAACCUCAAAGUGCAUUCUGUUACGAAGGACAAAGUGUCAAAUUCCAUUGCCGUGUCAUUGCUGUAGCGCAACCGACAUUGUCAUGGUUCCACAAUAACGAAGAGUUAAGACAAAGUGUUAAGUUCAUGAAGCGAUAUGCUGGUGAAGAUUACACGUUCAUCAUCAAUAGAGCUAAACUUGAUGACAGAGGAGAAUACAUAAUAAGAGCGGAAAAUACCUAUGGCUAUAGGGAAGAAGUCGUAUUCCUCAACGUACAACCUUUGCCAAAAGCAGCACCGGUAUACAGACAUGAAGUUCAACAAAUCAGAAGACGAGAACCGCUCGCCAACACAUAUUAUAUCGAAGAGAAGGAGAGUGCACCAAAUUUCACCUUCUUAUUACGACCUCGUGUCAUACAAAUACAUCAAACUUGCAAGUUGCUGUGUUGUUUAAGUGGCACACCAAUACCAACUAUACAAUGGUUCAAAGGAACCAAAGAGCUAUCUAAGCGUGAUUACACCAUUACCCAUACGGAUGGUGUGAUUACAUUAGAAAUUAUCGACUGCAAGCCUGAAGACUCGGGCAAAUACCGCUGUGUUGCCACUAAUGUUCACGGCACAGACGAAACCAGCUGCGUUGUGAUUGUAGAAGGUACCGAACAAAGUCAAGAGCAGGCAGAGUUAUCACAUAAUUUACUACACUCAGAUCGCAGGUACGUCGAUCAGCAUCAUUUCAGACCCGCGCCGACGGUCAUCACCAAGCGCACCGCCAUCACUUCCAACGUGCACGGCAGCAGCUCGGUGUCUUCAAACCAAUCCAUCACCACUAACUCGUCCACGAAAAUCAGCGAUACGACCGUUACCUCUACUGAAAGGAAGAGCAUUAAGAAAUACGGCAAUAAACUGAACGCGAUUGGAAGUCCGUCGAGGUCCCGUAGUUCUACAAAAGAAUUGAGAUUAUCACCUGACGAAGCCAUGUGUCCUCCGGACUUUUCUACUCGCUUAGUUGAUACAUCUGUCAAUGACGGACAUUCUUUAGAACUUAUAUGUAAAGUAACCGGUGACCCAGAGCCACAAAUCACAUGGUUAAAGAACGGAAAGACUAUCAGUUCGUCUAACGUCUUAGAUCUAAAAUACAAAAACCGAUUGGCGACGUUGAAGAUCAAUGAAGUAUUCCCUGAAGAUGCCGGAGAAUAUAUCUGUAAAGCUACCAACUCGUUGGGAACUAAGGAAACGAGUUGUAAACUCACAGUCAAAGCUGUGGACGUAUCGAAAAACAAAAACCGAAACGACUUACCUCCAAUAAUUGCCAGCCAUCUGACAUCGGCUACGGUAACCGAUGGCGAUGCGGUGACACUCCAAUGCCAAAUCAUCGGAGCUAAUAAAUUCGAUGUAGUAUGGCUUCACAACCACAAGGAAAUAAAACCCAGUAAAGAUUUCGACUAUGUCAACGUGGCAAACGUUUACACCCUAAAAAUUGCUGAAAUUUUCCCCGAAGAUUCCGGUACAUACACUUGCGAAGCGUUUAACGACGCUGGCGAAGCGUUCAGCAGUUGUUCGAUCUUCGUUCUAGGUGCUAAAGAAAAGCCUAAAGGCAUGACGUUCCAAAGUUUCCCCAAGUCGGUGACUGUACAAGACAAAGAAAGCGUCGAAAUAGAAUGCGAAAUCCUCGGAAAACCGACAAACGUAACCUGGAUUAAAGACAAUGUUCCUAUUGGCGAAGAUUCGAGUAUUUACCAAUUUAUGCAAAUUGAUAAUAAGUAUCGAAUGAAAAUACUCAGAGCCGGUCAUGACGACAUUGGUCAGUACAUGGUCGAAGCAAAGGAUUCCAGUGGGGUACAAAUCGCAGCCGCAUUUUCAGUCAAUUUGUCAUCUUUAUCCGAAUAAAAUUUCACAUAAUAAUCAACGUUCAAGAUAAUGAAACUACAAACCAUUGUAAAAUAAUGUACGACAAAAAAAUUAAACUAAAAACAUCAUAUAGGUAUCGUUUUAUCGAAGUUGUAAAUUUCCAUUAUUUUUGUACAGCAAGUAUAAUUUUACAAUUUUUUUUUUUUUUUAUCAAAUAAUAUUAAAAAUCAUUAACAUUCACGAUUCACCAACCUAAUGAAUACAACUGCAGACGUGCAGUUUACGCAUAGGUUUUGUUAAUUAAAUAAUACUUUAACUAUGAUGAUCAAAUAAUAUUCGUACUCCAAAAGCUAUUUAUGUAUUU
Melanaphis sacchari is the source of this 25490-nucleotide messenger RNA. It is a transcript of the gene bent, whose product is annotated as twitchin. Gene Ontology annotation, biological process: protein phosphorylation. The transcript is spliced from 129 exons. Bases 212 to 25165 code for a protein of 8317 amino acids. The record is from RefSeq and is a predicted model, not a curated record. Gene Ontology annotation, molecular function: protein binding; protein kinase activity; ATP binding. Lineage: Eukaryota; Metazoa; Arthropoda; Insecta; Hemiptera; Aphididae.